Linum trigynum is the source of this 1815-nucleotide messenger RNA. Lineage: Eukaryota; Viridiplantae; Streptophyta; Magnoliopsida; Malpighiales; Linaceae. The record is from the annotation of a GenBank genome assembly.
AUGAUCAGGAGGGAGGCAAAUACCAUGAACCAUCUCCCCGAGAGGGUUUGGAAGGUGAAGGCUUUGAUUCCCUUCCAACUCUGGAACUCAGCAGGCAUUGCAAGGAUUCCCUAUUUCCCUUCUAGGAGGCUUCUGAAAAUGGGCUCUGAAAGAUCUGUUCCCAUGACAAAGCUUCGUGCUUUCUUCUGUGUUUCUUCCAGGCAGAACAGGGAACUGACAUUUGCCGCUUCAGGAAGGUUCUCCUUUUCAGCUGGCUUGAAACCGGCUUUCCUUAUUCCCAAGGCCGCUCUCUGCCUCAUAUAUUGUUUGCCAGUGUUAUUAACUGUAGCCCCACUAAACAUUCGUGUAGCCAAUACCAAGGCUCAUUACCACGAAGCAAUGGAGAAUCCCAAGAAUCUGGAAGAAGGGCUUGCCCAUAGGGAAUCACUUGGAAGCGCAGAAAAGCAGAAUGAAGUUUCUGAACACCCGGAAGCUGAAGAAAAAGAAGAGCAGCAGCCUGAAAAGCAGAAGAGCAAGAGGGUUGCAACUUUGGAUGUCUUCAGAGGGCUAACAGUAGUGUUGAUGAUUCUGGUGGAUGAUGCCGGAGAAUCAUACCCUCAGAUUAAUCAUUCACCAUGGAAUGGCUGUAGAUUGGCAGACUUUGUGAUGCCCUUUUUCCUCUUCAUUGUUGGCAUGGCAAUAGCUCUGGCACUAAAGAGAGUACCUAAGAAGAGGGAUGCCGUAAGGAGGAUACUCACAAGGACAUUGAAGCUUCUCUUUUGGGGGGUUCUGUUGCAAGGAGGAUAUUCGCACGCUCCAAGUGACCUCGCUUAUGGAGUAGACAUGAAGCUGAUCAGAUGGUGUGGCAUUCUCCAGAGAAUUGCAUUGGUAUACAUGAUUGUGGCUCUGAUAGAGACGUUCACCAUCAAGCACAGACAAAAGAUCUUGAAUCCUGGGCAUUUCUCAAUCUUCACCGCAUACAGAUGGCAAUGGCUUGGAGGGUUCGUUUCUUUCCUCGUUUACAUGAUCACGACAUUUGCACUCUAUGUUCCGGACUGGAGUUUUGUGAACCACGACGAAAAGAAGAGAUAUAUGGUGAACUGUGGAAUGAGGGGUCACCUAGGACCAGCCUGCAAUGCUGUUGGCCAUGUGGAUCGAGCAGUCUGGGGUGUUAACCAUCUCUACGGUGGUCCCGAAUGGCGUCGGCUCAAGGCUUGCACUGUCAGCGCUCCGAGGUCAGGUGAUCUCCGCGAUGAUGCUCCUGCUUGGUGCCAUGGCCCAUUCGAACCCGAAGGCUUGCUGAGUUCCAUUUCUGCCAUCCUGUCUGGCACCAUUGGCAUUCAUUAUGGACAUGUUUUGAUCCAUUUCAAGGAGAAUUCCGAGAGGCUCAAACAAUGGGUUUCAAUGGCCGUAGGCCUGCUCAUCAUCGCCAUCAUUCUUCACUUCACUGACGCUAUUCCGAUGAACAAACAGCUCUACAGCUUCAGCUAUGUCUGCUUCACCGGUGGAGCUGCCGGUCUCGUGUUCUCUGGAUUCUACAUACUGAUCGAUAUGUGGGGAUGGAGGAUACCAUUUCUGUUUCUCGAAUGGAUAGGGAUGAACGCGAUGCUGGUUUACGUCAUGGCUGCUCAAGGUAUCUUUGAAGGGUUCAUCAAUGGCUGGUUCUACAAGUCCCCCGACAACACCCUCGUGUACUGGAUCCAAGACCACGUUUUCAAUGACGUUUGGAAGUCGGAGCGGGUGGGAACCUUGUUGUACGUGAUAUUUGCACAAAUCACAUUCUGGGCAGUGGUCUCAGGAGUCCUGCACAAACUGGGCAUUUACUGGAAGCUCUGA